This is a messenger RNA of Dothidotthia symphoricarpi CBS 119687, 1201 nucleotides long. RefSeq lists its product as uncharacterized. Gene Ontology annotation, molecular function: zinc ion binding. The transcript has a single exon. NCBI's taxonomy places the organism in Eukaryota, Fungi, Ascomycota, Dothideomycetes, Pleosporales, Dothidotthiaceae. The record is from RefSeq and is a predicted model, not a curated record. Gene Ontology annotation, cellular component: cytoplasm. Bases 123 to 1112 code for a protein of 329 amino acids.
GUGGUAAGCUCUUGGUAGCCUAAGCUCGCCGCCUUCUCGACGCUUCCUGGGCUUUGUCAAGCCUGUUCAGUUCGCAGUGUAGUCCUAGCUGACAGCAUAUAAGCCACGUCAAACCCGCAACCAUGGCGUCUCCAAACCCAUCUCACCCAGCCUCGUACGUGGAGAUGUCGCGCGGAGACGUAGAGAACAUCGGCGCGCACUGCCAGCUCGAAUACUGCCACGUCUUGGACUUCCUACCCUUCAAGUGUCAGAGCUGCAAAGGGUAUGUCAUAGUCAAGUCCCUCCCUCUUCCCUUUCAUGCUGACAAACCCAGCACCUUCUGCCUCGACCACCGCUCCGAACACGCCCACAAAUGCGCCCACGAAGGCCUCUGGGCCCGCGAACGCACCGCCCGUGCCAGCUCAGCCCCCCUCGCGCCCAAACCCACGCUCCAAACACAUGACCGCCAAUGCGCCGAAACAACAUGCAAGACGCUUAUAUAUACCAGCCUUGUCACAGGCGUGCACUGCACCCGCUGCAACAGACACUACUGCCUCAAGCAUCGCAUGGAAGAAGAGCACAACUGCAAGAAUCUCGAGCCCAUCGGCGCGCGCCCCAAGGGGAUACAAGACCGCGCGCAGUCGGCGCUGGGCAAGCUGAAGAUCUGGGCUGAGAACAAGCGCAAGGAAGACGAGAAGCGGCGCGCGGGCAAGAAGUCGGGAUUCAUGGGUAUGGGGUCCAGCUCCAAGAGUGCGGCGGUCGCGGCACAGACGGAAAUCAAUGCGCUGAAGCGCGCGGCGAAGGGCGAAGCCAGUAUACCGAGUGAGAAGCGCGUGUAUCUGCAUGUCGAGGCGUCGGCGGAUACGACAAAGGCGAAGUUUCCCACGGGGAAGUUCUUUUACAACGCGGAUUGGACUGUGGGGCGUGUGCUGGACGUGGCGGCGAAAGCACUGCAGGUGCAAAAUGUGAACAACCGGGGUGGAGGCGAGGAGGAGAAGCUGCGUGUUUUCCACGUCGAGGGGGGACGACUGUUGAAGUUUGGCGAGAAGAUCGGAGACAGUUGUAAGAACGGGAAUAUGAUUGUCCUGUUGAGGGGCGUGGGGUCUGGGGAGCCGGAUCUGAUUGAUCUGUAGGGGAGGUAAUGGUGUAGCAUAGCGUUUGCGCGAGUUUUGGAGUUGGAGAUACCCAUGAUACGAACAGAAUGACACUACACGCAUAGUCU